GCCGGGCCGGGCUCGGCGGCCACGUCCCCGCGGCGCGGAGCGGAGCGGCGGGUCGCGCCGGGGCGGGCGGCAGGCGAUGGCGGCGGGCGGGCUGAGGGGCGGGCGGGCCUUGCGCCCCGCGCCCUGACCUCCCGCGCCAUGCGGCUCUCCUGCAAGGUGGCGGCGGCGCUGCUGUGCCUGGGGAGCCUGCUGCUGCUCUAUCUGCUGGCGGCCGGCGGGCCCGCGCCCCCGCCGCCCGCGCCCUCCCGCCCCGCCGCCCCGCUCGCCCGCCGCCAGCCGCGCCUCAGCCGCAGCCCGCCGCGGAGGAGCCCGCCCGGGGGCAGGCUCGACGGCGCCAGGAAGCCUGGAGAACAGAAACAUUCAAAAGAGCCUUCAUCUUUGCAAUGCAUGCAUCUGGCAGUUGUGGCAUGUGGGGACCGGCUGGAAGAGACACUGAUCAUGCUGAAAUCAGCAGUUCUCUUUAGCAACAGGAGGCUCUGCUUUCACAUUUUUGCUGAGGAUUCCCUUAAGCCUGAAUUUGGGAAAAAGUUAAAGGAAUGGCCUUCCUCAUAUACAAAGAAGUUUGAAUACAACAUCUACCCAAUAACCUUCUCAGUAGGAAAUGCUCAGGAAUGGAAAAAGUUAUUCAAACCAUGUGCUGCCCAGCGCCUUUUUCUUCCGGUCAUUUUAAAGGAUGUGGAUUCUCUCCUUUAUGUGGACACUGAUGUUCUCUUCCUGAGGCCCAUUGAUGACAUCUGGCACAUACUGAAAGAGUUCAACUCGACUCAGCUAGCUGCCAUGGCCCCAGAACAUGAAAUACCAAAGAUUGGCUGGUAUAGUCGAUUUGCACGUCACCCUUAUUAUGGGACAACUGGAAUAAAUUCUGGAGUGAUGCUAAUGAAUUUAACACGGAUACGCAACACUCAGUUCAAGAACAGCAUGAUACCGAGUGGUUUGACUUGGGAAGAAAUGUUGUAUCCAUUAUACCAAAAGUACAAAAAUUAUAUUACAUGGGGAGACCAGGAUUUACUAAAUAUAAUUUUUUACUUUAACCCAGAGUGUCUCUACGUGUUCCCGUGUCAGUGGAACUACCGGCCCGAUCACUGUAUGUAUGGAAGCAACUGUAAAGGUGCAGAAGAAGAAGGUGUCUCUAUUCUGCAUGGAAACAGAGGUGUCUACCAUGAUGACAAACAGCCUACAUUCAAGGCACUCUAUGAAGUGAUACGUGAUUUUCCAUUUGAAGACAAUCUCUUCCAGUCUUUGUACUACCCUCUGCAGUCUAAGUUCCUGGAUACAGUGCACACUUUAUGUGGGAGAAUUCCACAAGUAUUUUUGAAGCAAAUCGAGAAAACUAUGAAGAAGGUGUAUGAAAAUCGUGUCAUUGUCUACUUGGGGGCCAACCAUAGAUACUAAAUAUAGCUAUAUUUUAUGCAGAGGUUUUCAUUCCUGCACUUCCAUCUCAUGAAGCAUAUAAAUGAAGAGUAUGACGUCUUACUCAGACUUAAAAUAUUUUCCAUAUCCAAUUUCCUAAUAACCCCUGAAAUUACAGAACUGGAAGAAAUCCUACAAGUCUACCUGAACUGUCCUUUCUUAGGCCUUCUGUUCUCUUCCUGCAUUUCUCCUGGUUGCAACAGGGAGAGCUGAUGAUUCUCACUUUUCUUGUAUGAGUUUAUUUGGUUAUUGGUUUAAGAACGGCUGUGUUCACUGUAACUUUUUCUGAAGUUGUGCAAAAGCUUGUACUGAUCUUAGCCUUAACAAAGAAGUUACGGUUUGAGCUAUGUAACGUAUACGGAAUAUAACUUGAUAGGGCAAAUAUUCUUGACUGUAAUGAGAAUGCUGAAUUACAGAAAAGAUUAACUCUUGUGAUAGGCUGAGUUAAAAUUUACUUAAGGGAAAGUAUUUGCUUAAAAUUGCACAUCUGUCUGAAGAUAUAUUACCUGCUAUGUGUAGGACCUAAGAUUUCCCUUACUUUAAAAGAUGAGGGGAAUAGAAGCGCCUGUUUGCUUUGUAUUUUACAGCACUUUUUGGCUAGUGAUUGUAAUUUUUCCUCUGUGCUCUUCAGUAGUUUUGUGAGGGCUUCUACUGAAGGAACUAGAAGGAAAAUAAUUACAGCAUAAGUAGGAAAACGGUGUACAAGAAGUGGGAGGGGGGUGCAGUGGAAGCGAUGGCACCUGCACGGCUAAUGGAGAACAGAAAGAGAAUCCUUUCUUGCCUGGAGUACGGUCAUGCCCUUCCCUUCCAAUCUCUUACAGUUCUAAGGAUAUAUCCCCUAACUUGGGCAUACUAAUUGCAUUAGACCCAGUCCAAUAAUAUUGUCACCACCCAGGUGCUAUUGAUCUGUUUUCGUCUUUAAUUAAUUGCUAUUUACUGCACAGUAACAGUGGUAUGCCACCAAGAACUGUUCUUCCAUCCCUGUAUUGGGAGAUGAGAGCGCUGCUUCUGACACCCCUCUUCUGCCUCGCCAGAAACCUGGGGCACAGAAACACCUUUCUGGCUGGCACUCUCGUUCCUGGAAGUAGGGAAUUUUAUGCUAGGAUGAUAAUGAAUAGCCUCGAAGCGAACGAGGGCACAAGAUGGAUUUGAUGUUUAUUUAAACUACUUCAUUUAGUUCGGAUUUUGGAAGUAUGAUGAUCAUCGUAGGAUCUGCACAGACAAGAGCUUAUUAAAACUUGCUGAAAAGCGCUUGGGACAAGUCCUUGGGGAAUUGAAAGUGAGGGCACUCUUAAAGAGCAGUGCUAAAGAGCAGACUCCCAGAGGGCAUUUGCUAAGUAUAGGCCCUGAGGGGUGUGUGUGGGCGAGGGCUUCAAGAGAACACCAGAGAAACUGAUCUUACUUCUCAAGUCUGUUCGGCAAAAAAAAUCAGCCAUUACUUGGAACUACUCACUUUUAUAUCUAACAGGCAAAGUAGGAGAGGGGUGAGAUACACAAAGCUUUUCUCUGGUGAAAGGAAAACUGAUAGAAAUUGCAGAUCUUGUACAUGUGAUGUACAUUUAUUAGAGAUAAACAUCUGGGGCGUGUGGAUGAGAGAAAGGCUAUAUUUGCUAAGUUAAAAAGUAGGAUUUCUGAAGACUUGCAGUUUUAGGGGUUUCUACCCUAUCCAGUCAGGACUGAUGCACAGUUUCGUAAGAAAACAGUCUCCAGGAAAAAAUCCUUUCAGCUUGCACGUUCCUGUCUCCUUGAGUGGCAGCUCAAGAGAGGAGGGGGAAACGCAGGCCUUGCUGGCAUCUCAGGCUGCCAGAUAACCAGGCUGUACGCAGGGUGAAGUGCCGAUGCCCUUUUUCCAAACACUGGAGCAUGAAAAUGCCUGUGACACACCCGUAAGCACGCUGCGUGAGCGACACGGCGCGGCAAACAGCAUCGCUACGGAGCCAUCUGAGUAGAGGAGUUAAGAGAGAGGCUUGGAGUAAGGGGCUUACGGGCUUGGACCUAGCAGUUCCACUGCUGGUCUGUGCUCCUCCUCACAGGCGUGACAGACAAACAGAAGCUUCUCUUGUUUGCGCCUCCCUGUGCUGCAAAUUCUAAUCAACAGUUUCUGCAUGUUUCUGACUCAGAUCUGGUGUCUUGCAGUCUUUGCCACGUAAGUGUAAACUGACGUGCGAAGGACAGAGGCAGCUCUGCGUCUGUUUUGACUGAAAGCCCGGAAUUUCCUAGUGGAACCCGUUUAAACUUAAGUGUAGACGUCACUGUCUCUCUUGACUUGCCUUAGUAUUUUCUAUUUUAACUGAAGGGUUUUUAAGAGUUUAAUGUAAGCCUAACAUAAGAGAGGUAAACCUCUUAGGCUAGCAAUACUGAGAACUUGUAAAUAACAUAGGCUUGCUUUUUGAUCUUUAUUUUCAAUUAUGAGGGUAAAGCUGUCUGGAGGUCAAACGAGGAUAGACAAGGCGCAUGCUGGACGCUCUGAAUUCCUCAUUUCUGUGGUAUCUACAGGCCACGGAAAGUUGCAGAGCAAAAGUCUUGUUGCCCAGACAGUUGCAGCUCUGGUGCUGAGCCUCUGAAGUUUGGGAGGCAGGGAUUGUGUAAGCUGUGAUUCAGCAGAACCCUGCAACUAUGGGCGCAUUAAAAUGAAGGAAUGGAAUUCAUUACAAAACAAAGGCAUUACUGCAUAUAACAUAAUUAGAGAUUAAAACAGUGCUUUUUUAUGUUUACAGGAGGUGCAGUGUUAGGUUUAGAAGGAACAGUGUUAUGUUCUCAACAGCUAUUAAAAUAUAUGAAGUAUCUGCUUUAACAUGAAGGCUUUUGUUAAUGUAAUAUCAACUCGCAGGAAGACUGGGGGAGGUUCCCCACUGCUGUGCUUUUUCUGAGAGGGGAAAAAAAAAGCUAUAAUUUGAGCUCUCCAAAGUGUUUUAAAACAAUUAUGUAACUUUGAUUUUUUUGUUGUUGUUGUUAGAAUUAUUAAUUUAUACUUUAUUACAGCUUCCAAAACCAUGUUAUAUUUUGGUUUUAACAGUAGUUGAUUCUAAUAUUAAUCUUAUUUAGAAACGAGUUUUCAUUUUGUAUUUCAUACUUGUGGCUAAUUCCUUGUUAAUUAGCCUUCAUUUAUUUUAAUCGUGGGAUGUGUAAAUACUUAUAUAGACUUUAUAUCCUCAUUCCCCCUUCCUCUCAUGUAUUUUAGUUAUUUCCAAUGGUAUAAUGUAACCAAAACACCUUUGCUGAUGUAACACCUUGGGCAGUGUCAUCGUAGCGUAGGGGGGGAAACCAAAAUAGCUUUCUUUAAAUGACCAGAAGCUCCAGCACGCGGCACGUGUGUAUGACAAAGGAGGAGAAUCGCCUUCCUCGCUGAGAAGCAAAGAGCAGGGCUCAGCCCAGAGAACUGCGCCCAGGUUAUUUGAACAUAAGCCCUGGCCCGGCAGAUGUUUGAUACCCUGAGUUUUGCCUGUGUAGUCAGGAGGCUUAUAUGCAAUGCAUAGAGUUAAGCAGGUAACCAAGUCCUUGCUGUAUCAGCGUCAAAUAUUCAGGUUUAAAAUUUGCUAUGUUAUACUUGAACUUGCCGAAGCUAGAUAAACAGGGGCUUUAUGUUAGAGCUGCCGAGCACCUCCUUUUAGCCCAAAGCCAUUUAAGAAAGUGUCGGGCUACCAGUGCGCAUUGUACGGCAAAGAACUGCCACAGGAGGAAGCGUUUGGUUGCAUCAUUUAUAUAAUGUGAGAGGGUUUUUUUAGGCUGUUUGCCUACAUAUUACAAAGUAGGCUUAGAUAACUUUGCUAUUGUUUCACUUACAGGUGGAAACUGGAAACUGCUCUCUGGGUGUUUGUGUGUGUGUGUACACAACAAGAGCGCAUGCGUAGAGAAUUCUGUACCUUUUCUCUCAUUUAACUGCUUGUGUAUUUUUACUUGACAAGUGCAUCAAUUGUUUAUAGCUCCCAAGGAGGCCUAGCAGUGCAUUUCUGUGUUGAUGCAGAUCCUUUGGCUUACAUUACAAAUAAAGGAAGUUUUAAGCAA
Molecule: messenger RNA, 5415 nt
Organism: Phalacrocorax carbo (great cormorant)
Lineage: Eukaryota; Metazoa; Chordata; Aves; Suliformes; Phalacrocoracidae
Source: RefSeq, a predicted model, not a curated record